Molecule: messenger RNA, 1030 nt
Organism: Solanum lycopersicum (tomato)
Lineage: Eukaryota; Viridiplantae; Streptophyta; Magnoliopsida; Solanales; Solanaceae
Product: transcription factor BEE 1-like
Biological process (GO): regulation of DNA-templated transcription
Cellular component (GO): nucleus
Molecular function (GO): protein dimerization activity; DNA-binding transcription factor activity
Source: RefSeq, a predicted model, not a curated record
CUACUUCUCUUAACAUAAAAAAAACAUACAAUUAACAUCAACAUAUAUUAUUUUUUAUAAUAUACAAGAAGUUGUCAUGGCUCAUCAUUAUUUCAAUCCAGAUAUGCAAAUCAUUAUUCCACCAUCCUCUGUAUUUAACACUGACACAAAUUUGAAUUUUCAUAACCAAUUUCCAGAACAAAAUUACUUGAAUACCAUUUCACUGGAAAUGUCUAAUUUCAAUUUUCAUAAGCACUCUGAUGAACAUAUUUUGAACCAAACCUCUGACUUCCCUGUAUAUUUAACAGAAAAUUUCCAACAAGAUAUGUUCAACCUUCCAGUACCAACUAGAAAUGAUAUAAAUGAAAGCAAGAAAAGGAAAACAAUUGAAACCCCAGAAAGUAGCUCUGCUUACUCAUCCCCUGCAGUUUCUUCGAGAAGAAAAACCGGCAAAGGAAGAGGAAAGAGAGUAAAAAGGGAUGAAAAUGAAGAAGAGAAACUAAGGCAAGUAGUGCAUGUAAGAGCCAAGAGAGGCCAAGCAACUGAUAGUCACAGUUUAGCAGAAAGGGUUAGAAGAGGAAAAAUUAAUGAAAGACUUAGGUGUUUACAAGAUAUUGUUCCAGGAUGCUACAAGUCUAUGGGCAUGGCAGUAAUGCUGGAUGAAAUAAUUAACUAUGUGCAAUCUUUACAAAAUCAAGUUGAGUUCCUCUCAAUGAAGCUAUCUGCAGCUAGCACAUAUUAUGACUUCAAUUCAGAGACAGACAUUUUGGAGACAAUGCAGAGAGCAAAGGCAUAUGAAGCAAACAUGAUGCAGAAGCUAAAGAAAGAAGGAUGUGAAGGGAUGGGUUCUAAUCAAGUUGGCCCUUUAAUUGACCGCACUUUUGGCUGCUAUCCCAAGUUGUCUUACAACACCUAAAGAUUCAUUCAACUAUUUUUCCUUUUCUGUUCAGUAGUAUUAUACAUUUGUAAUUUUUGUACACAUGAAAAAUUGGACACAUAUCCAUGUAUCAAGUCUCAUAAUACAACCAAACAGACAUUUUUUUAAGCCUAA